This is a messenger RNA of Nicotiana tabacum (common tobacco), 2990 nucleotides long. NCBI's taxonomy places the organism in Eukaryota, Viridiplantae, Streptophyta, Magnoliopsida, Solanales, Solanaceae. The record is from RefSeq and is a predicted model, not a curated record.
UUUUCUUCCUUUGCCGUUAAGACUUGGAAACUGUCACUAGCCCCAGGGCUGUUUGCAACUGACACGUGUCUUCCUAUGAACACCUGUGUUGAUAUCCUAGGAAUGUAGUUCUGUUGUUGCGGUCUCUACUCUCCACAUCUCCUUAAAAAAUCGAAGUUCAAAAUUUCUAAUUUCGACUUUCGAUUGAGAAAAGCUCGUCCGUUUGGGAUUCUUUACCCUAAAUACCAUAUCAGGAGAUGAAAGUAGCAGAAAUGAGGAUGCUGAGAUGAAUCUGUGGGCAUACUAGGAAAGAGAUGAUUAGGAAUGAAGACAUUUGGGACAAGGUGGAAAUGGCCUCCGUGGUGGACAAGAUGCGGGAGCGAGGGUGAGAUGGUUCAUGCAUUUGACGAGGAGAUGCACACAUGCCCUAAUGACUAGGUGUGACAGGUUGGCCAUGGUGGAGCUGAAGCAGAGAUAGAGGUAGAUCGAAGAAGUAUUGGGGGUGAUUAGGAAGGACAUGACACAUCUUCAGCUUGCCAAAAAUAUGACCCUUGAUAAGAGGGUCGGAGAUCGAGGAUUAAGGUAGUAGCCGAGUGUCUAUCAGAAACAACAUCUCUACCUUCACAAGGUAGGGGCAAGGUUUGCGUACACUAUCUCCUCAGACCCCGCUUGCGUGAAUAUUCUGGGUAUGUUGUUGUUAUUGAAAAUGACUAUAUUGGUGCAGAACAUUUUCCUUGUAGAAAUAUUUCCACAAUUCAGAGUAUCAAACAUUGGACAUAUCUCAUACCAAGACACCCUUUGUCUAUCCGUAGCAUCACCUGAUAUCUUUUUGUCUGCGGUAACAAUAUAACAGACCAACCGUCUGUGAAUCGAGUAAUCUGCGUAGGAACUACUAUUGUUAGAUGACAAAGUUAAACUUCUACAACUUAAACCCAUGGAUUGUUAACAUGUUGAAAUAGUGCAGUUGUCAGAUAUCCUAACAAGAACUGAAUUGGGAACGAGAAAAAGAUGACGCGCAAAUUAAAGUGUCAGCUGCUUGUGCUGGCAGUCCUACUGCUAAUAGCGAUUAGCCCAAGUUUACAGACUCGACUAAGAAAUGAAAUCAAGGUGAAAACGUCCAUUUUCCGAUCACCAAAAUUUGUGUUGGAACCAGGAUCAGUCUGUAACAAAUUUUACUACAACAUAGCUUUCCCAAAAGGCCAUAUUGCUAUCAAAAGUUUUAAUGCUGAAGUAGUUGAUGAGGCACUGAAUCCUGUCCCUCUUCAUGAAACAUAUCUCCACCACUGGCUUGUUGUAAGAUAUUAUCAACGAAAAGGUGCGAAGGUAACAAAGUACCAUGGCGAUCUGAGGUUCCAAAAAUCGGAUUUUAUUAUAGCGAGUAACUCAGGGAUGUGCGAAGGGGAUCUGUAUCAAUAUUUUGGCCUCGGGUCUGAAACUCGUAGAACAGAAACAUAUGUUCCAGACCCUUAUGGGAUAGAAAUUGGUAACCUAGGAGAAGUACCUCCUGGAUAUGAGGAGAGAUGGUUGCUUAAUGUGCAUGCGAUUGAUACACGAGGUUCUGAAGAUAGGCUAGGAUGCACAGAAUGCAGGUGUGAUCUUUAUAAUGUUACAAAGGAUGAGUAUAACCGGGAUAUAGGACCAGAUUAUAUUGGAGGCUUGAGAUGUUGUUAUGAUGAAACAAGAUGCAGAGUUGAAAAAGGGUUUCAGGGUCAUAAGAGAAGCUUGUACCUGAAGUACACGAUCAAAUAUGUUGAUUGGGAUGCCUCUUUUAUUCCUGUUAAAAUUUAUAUACUUGAUGUUACUGAUACAUGGAGAAAGCCAGAAUCAACAGGACUUAUGUCAAGACAUCACUGUCAGAUUGAGUAUGAUGUUGAGUCAUGUGCUAGUGCUGUUGCUAAUGCUGGAUGCGUGCAUAAGAAAAAGAUAAGUGUGACUUUGCCGAAUGGUGGAGAUGUUAUUUAUGGAGUUGCUCAUCAGCAUUUCAGUGGGACUGGUUCAACUCUCCAUGGCGAGGAUGGACGGGUUAUUUGCUCGUCACUUCCAAUCUAUGGGGAAGGAAAGGAACCAGGAAAUGAAGCUGGUUAUAUUGUUGGGAUGUCCACUUGUUAUCCGAAGCCUGGCUCUGUCAAGAUAUCUAAUGGAGAAACUCUGACUUUAGUAUCAAAGUAUAGCAGUGCCCAAAGGCAUACAGGAGUUAUGGGCCUCUUCUAUAUUUUGGUUGCUGAACCGCCGCAUAAGCCGCGUUCUAUUCUGCAUUCUACAGACAGUACUGGUGAAAUUGUAAUAUUGCAUAAUGCUGUUCGGGCCAUAGCAGGGUUUGGAAUUGCAGCAGUCGUUGCUGCAGCUGUAACUUUUCAACGUCAAAGCGGAAGAGAGGAAGGAUAUGAAUCUUAUCCUAAUGUAAGGUUCUUUCAGUCCGAUUUCCAGUGACGGGUAUAUUAUGUCGACUCAAGUUGGUCCUUGGUCCUGAUGCAAAACUUUUAGGCAGUUUAACUGAAGGUGUUUUAGGUGUUUUUGUGUCUUAGUUUGCUAGCUACCUGUAGCAUAGCAUAUGUCUUUAUAUCUGAUAGCGAGUUUGUUUCAUAAUGUAUUGAGUUUCAACAUUUUCCAAAGCUAAUUUAGUCGUAUCUGCCUUUGAGAAAAAGCCUGAAUCAGGCGUUUGAUGGCUGUGUAUGAUAAGACACUAUCCGUGGGAAGGAUCUGAUCAAUAACUAAAUGCAGAUGGGAGAGUUUCUCGUCUGUUGAUACCCUGUAACUCACCUAUAUGCAGGGGCGGAUUUUGGGGGAACCCUUUUCGCCCACGGUACAUAUAAGGUAAAAUUCGGUUUGUACCUCUAUGUAUUAUAUUUUGAAUUCCCUUGAUAUAGUCCAAAAUCAUAGUUUAGUGGUCAAGGGAGUUCAAAAUCUUUGUUAGGUUAAUGGUUCAGUUUUCAUUGGCCACAAUCUCUUUUAAUUAUUUAACUUUUUUUUUUUUUGAAUUCCCUUAGCGAAAAUCCUGCAUCCGAUAUGGU